AUGGCCACCGUCGCCGGCCCACCGAAAGCCUACGAGUUCACUAUCGACGAUGAUGAGUUAGAGGACCCUAAACCAUCAUCUGAUCAAGCCACAAUGUGCAAUUUUUACAAGUUAAACUUGCCAGCCAGCGCUUCAAUACUGAGCAAGCAGAUAGCAAAAUCACAAGCGAAACGAGCCAAAAGAGACACUCGUCAUCGCCACCGAAAGGAUCUGUCUGUAGUUCGGGAGACUGAUGAGACACGUGGAUCGAAUUCCGAGGAAAAUGCAUCGCCCCGACCUAUCACCGAACUCUCCUUCGAUCAUGACGCUCCUUCAGCUCCACCAUCCGCUCCACCUUCCGCCCCUGCUUCUCAAUACGGUGGACGCUCUAGAAUCGAUUCAGAACCCGUGGGAGUCAGACUGCAACGUCAAUCGUCACUUCCAGAAGCUCAACGAGAAAUAGAACCAAUGGAUGAGGAAGAAGCGCAGCUUCUAGCAAUGCUACUCAAAGGAAUAGAAAGGAAUGAACAGGGAAUACCACUAAAUGGAAAUCAGCCUAUUCGAAAUCCCGCACCAAUUCCACAAGUUGCCCCAUCCCCAGGACUCCCCCACCUCCAUCCCGGCGCCAAGGUGUCCGAGUGGCUAUUCGAGAGAUCCACGUCACCGGAUAAUUUGUCAGUAGUGUCUUCAGUGCUUCUAGAAGAUUCGGGCCUUGUUUUGAACUACAGAAAUUCUGAUGAUGAUGAGGACGAUAUCUUUUUCGAUGCUCCAGAAGAAAAGUUGGUUGAUGAGGAAAAGGAGGAGAAUAAAAUAGAAAAGAAUGUUGAUGUUGUUGAUAGUUGUGGUCUCUCUCUCAACCGGAAUAUCGCUGCUAUGACACAAUCGUUGGUUCGCGUCGAAGAGGAAAUCACAGUUACUGAUGGGCCUGAAUUGCGGACUGGUCGGAGCACAUCAGUUAGUCCAAGGCCCACGAAUAAUGAGCAAUUUAUGAGAAACAGUAAUGGAAGUGCCACAUUUAAUGUAAAACAUUCGAGUACACUGGCACGACUUCAAAAACUCUCACCUCAAUUUCAAGGGAACAACGGAAACUCUAACACUCCUGUCUCGACAAGAACUACCAGAAGUGUGCUCCGUGUGCAUAACGUUAACUCAAUGCCACGUCCUACUACCGAACAGACGCCGAUCAGAAAUACGAUGAGCAAGUCGAGUGUUCAGACUCCGCGCGCAGCUUCGGGUGUCAGGAUUAUGCCUCCAAGCUCCCAAAUCACCCCUCCUACUGUCACCAUCAACCCAUCAAUCCAAUCUCGUCCUGCAUCCGUUGUCUCUUCUGUCGGAGGACGUUCCUCACAAAAUGUCACAUCGGUGACGGCAUCCAACCUCGAGGGACUUCAAGACUUGAUUCAGAUGCAAGAAGAAGCCCUCCGACGCGCCGCUCUUGAUAGCCAAUCAGGUGGUGCAGAACGAAAGAUGUCAUGGCACAGCGAUCAAGAUGCUAAUCGUCAAUCUACGUCGACCCACUCAUCUCUUGGCUCUCUAUGCUCCAGUAAAUCGAUCGAUGGAGCUCAUGCAUUGAGCAAAAUGACGACACCAUCAGCUUCGCGGAUUCCGACACCGAGGUCUCGCCUCCCAACGCCACGUGGAUCAACACUACCUAAGAGAGUACAUUCCGUGGCCGCCGCCGUGCGUUUUACGACAUCGAAGCCAGAGUCUACCUCACCUUCAGCCAACAACGAUGCCGAUGAAUGCUUCUGA
Molecule: messenger RNA, 1731 nt
Organism: Caenorhabditis briggsae
Lineage: Eukaryota; Metazoa; Nematoda; Chromadorea; Rhabditida; Rhabditidae
Exons: 8
Coding region: 1-1731 (576 amino acids)
Source: RefSeq, a predicted model, not a curated record